GGAUUGAUUCAGGGUCGAAGUUGACACGCGCGUGCUUCCUAACUAUCAUCUGCUUGAAGAGCGCCAAGCAUCUUCUCCAUCCCAUCCCGCCACGACGGGUACACAACUCCCAGGAGCCGGACAAGAAACAGAGCCCGUUAGCAAGGAAAAAAACGCAGCCAUGCCUUCGCCUCGGCUGAAUGCCCUGCCGUGGCUGCUGCUGGGGGCCUGCACGGCCUUCGCUUUAGCCGGCACCACCGCCCAAGCCCCCGACAUGAUGACAUCCAUGAGCCUCGACCGCCUUGACGAGAGGCUACAAGAAUGCGAGGUCGUGAAGCAGCUGAACGUCGAGAAGGCUGCCCACCAUGCUGCCGAGGCGUCGUCCUCGAUGGACGCCCUGCUCGCCAUGCUCUUCCCCGGUGGCCCGGCCAUCAAUGCCAUCCUCGCGACCUUCUACAUAUCCGGCCCCCCGACCUUUCUCCUCGCCCUAUGCCCCAAGAACAUCGACCCCGCCUCGCUCUCCACCAUGGUUGCCUUCGCCGUCGGCGGCCUGAUGGGCGACACCCUCUUCCACCUGCUGCCCGAGAUCUUCGUGGGCGAGGACGAGCCGGAGCGCAUGCGCCUAGUCCUCGUCGAGCCGAACCGGAACCUACUGCUCGGCGUCGGAAUCCUCGUCGGCUUCAUGGCCUUUGUCGCCAUGGACAAGGGGCUGCGCAUCGCGACCGGCGGCGGGGGCGGGCACGACCACUCACACGGGCACUCCCACUCCCACGACGUGUCCAUGCCGAGCGCCUCUUCCACGGCCGUCGACGUGGGCAGCGGCGUCAAGUCGAGAAAGCGCGAUACCGCCGCUGCCACUGCCGGCGAGAUGACCCCUGAGGGCGACGAGUCCAAGGACAAGGACGCCGCACAGAGCGUCAACUCUAGUGGCCUGCUGAAUCUCAUUGCCGACUUCACGCACAACAUCACCGACGGGUUGGCCAUGUCGGCGUCCUUCUACGCGUCGCCCACCAUCGGUGCGACCACGGCGCUGGCAGUGGCGCUGCACGAGUGCCCGCACCAGGUCGGCGACUUUGCGCUGCUCGUGCAGUCGGGCUUCUCCAAGUGGUCGGCGAUCGGCCUGCAGUUCGUCACGGCCCUGGGCGCGCUCCUGGGCACCCUCAUCGGCAUCGCCGUGCAGGAGCUCGGCGGCAGCGGCGGCGAGCCCGUGCCCAUCGCCGGCGGCCUGCUCGGCACCAGCCUGACGUGGGGCGACAUGCUGUUGCCCUUCACCGCCGGCACCUUCCUCUACGUCGGCACCGUCGCCGCCGUGCCCGAGCUGCUCGAGACGGGCUCCGGCGGCGCCGCGGCCGAGGUGCGCAAGACGCUGACGCAGUUUGUUGCCGUCGCGCUCGGCGCUGGCAUCAUGCUCUACAUAUCGUGGCACUGAAGGGGGGGUGAGCGGAUGCGAGCUGCGCCUGCCGGUGCCAGCCUAGGUCAGGUGGAUUGUGUGUUGUGUAUAAAGACCCAUGGCAGGACGUUGAUGUGAAGAUGCCUGCUCAUACUAGACGCACUUGGUGCAUACAAAUCACGGCAUAUAGACGUGGCAUACAUAGAGGCGGCUACCAAAACGCACUUUGGAGUGGAAAGGUCAAACAAGCAACCCCGGCGAUGGCGUGACUGUCAGACCGGUCCAUAACAUCUCGGGCGGUAGCAAAAAAACCUAGCCGGUCUACCAACCUCGCAAGGGGUAAACAAACUCCCACGGCCCUGGUGAGCCGCGAGACAGACAUGGGAUUCCAAUGCCCUGUGCCGAGCUGUGUUCGGCAAGCGACGGCUCAAAGAGGAUCCCCGACAGGCCACAGCAAAUAUCAAGGACAGAAGCGAUCCAUCUGGCCUCGAACAGCGCACCGGCAGCUGCGGGUCUGCCCGAGAAAUUCUCUUAUUUUGAUAAAUGCCCCCACAAUAAACGGGCGACACCUCAGCCUCAUGCCCCUGCAGACGUUGUUUCCUGUUAGUCACGCCCAGCCCACGUUCCUGAGGUGCCAAGGACAGACGCGGCUCAAAAUGACUUCCCGCUGCUUCUAGACGCCGCAGAUAGAGGGGGUCCGUGUCUUGGUUUCUAG
Messenger RNA from Gaeumannomyces tritici R3-111a-1, 2084 nucleotides. Its product is annotated as zinc transporter YKE4. Gene Ontology annotation, biological process: zinc ion transmembrane transport; intracellular zinc ion homeostasis. Gene Ontology annotation, cellular component: membrane. The record is from RefSeq and is a predicted model, not a curated record. Gene Ontology annotation, molecular function: zinc ion transmembrane transporter activity. The coding region runs from base 161 to 1408 and encodes 415 amino acids. The transcript has 3 exons. Lineage: Eukaryota; Fungi; Ascomycota; Sordariomycetes; Magnaporthales; Magnaporthaceae.